This is a messenger RNA of Papilio machaon (common yellow swallowtail), 1028 nucleotides long. RefSeq lists its product as uncharacterized. The record is from RefSeq and is a predicted model, not a curated record. NCBI's taxonomy places the organism in Eukaryota, Metazoa, Arthropoda, Insecta, Lepidoptera, Papilionidae. Bases 12 to 1028 code for a protein of 338 amino acids. The transcript has 8 exons.
UAUUGUAUAUAAUGUUUUUAAACAAGAUUUUUGAUACAGGAAACUUACAAUGUGAACUGUGCAAAAAUAUAACACCAAAGCACAGCGCAUAUAUCUGUGAAUCUGGUCAUACUAUUUGUAUAAACUGUGACGUCGAUCUAAAUGCUACACACGAAGUUUCUGAACACGCAGGGGAAGAUAAAACAGAUGUUGAAUAUAAUACACUAAAUGAUUUAGCGGGUGGUGAUUAUAUUAAACAAAAAUCUAAAAAAAUGAUUGAUGAAAACAACUUAAGACAGACCAGUAAUGCACAUGAAACCACCGUAGUUUACAAGAAUUUCAGUUUCGACAACAAUGAAAGUAUAAAGAGCCUUAUCAAUAGCCAUGAUAGUACUAAUCAUGAAACGGAAAAAAUUAACAUAAGGCCUAUUACUUGUCCAAUGUCAUGCUGCAAAAAGACAGUUGCAUUUAAUUCAAUAUUGAAACAUUUCCACUUCGAUCAUUCAGAAAUAGCCACAUUACCGAUUAACAUGAGGAAAACUUUGAAGAUUUACUUAAAACCAAUAAAUUUGUCAAAAGAUACCAAAUGUGUGGCUAUUAUAAAUCCAAUAGGAAGUACGGGUUCUUUAAUGCUUAUGGCAGCUAAAGUGCAUGAAGGUUACAUAAUCCAUGAAGAUAAGCAAUCUGAAAACCUUUUUAACUCCAAUCUCGGUCUACAAGAUAAAAACGGAGAUGCAGAUCUUGAAAAAAAAGAUAAAUUUUCUCAACAUGUACAAAAAUCUUCAUUACAGCAAGUAAAAGAAAUGCAAGAAGACAUAAUUAUUUGGAUUUGUCGAUUAACUGAAUUUAAACAAGUGUGCUGUGUAAAAGUUAAACGCGACAACAUUUUAGGUUACAGUUACAUUGGAGAAGGUUUAGAUAUCAGUCAGCAUCAGGACCCUACAAGUGUAUUUAAGAGUCCAGAAUGUUUGUUAUUAAGAUACCAUUCUCUACCUAAAUUGUUAGACGACCAGGAACAGAUUCAUGUGUAUAUUAAUCUUUUAAAAUAA